Molecule: messenger RNA, 636 nt
Organism: Peronospora matthiolae
Lineage: Eukaryota; Oomycota; Peronosporomycetes; Peronosporales; Peronosporaceae
Source: the annotation of a GenBank genome assembly
AUGCUCAAGCAUUUCGACUCAGAUCGGUUCCCCGUAAUCGUGGUCUACGCUAGCAAGUGGGCUGUCUCAGCGGCCCUGAUACAGGAGUACGAUGGCGUGUACCAUCCGGUGACGUUUACUAGCCGCACUUUAAAGCCUAAUGAGCUUAACUACGGAACGGUAGAAAAAGAAGUGCUGGCGCUACUUCGUGUGUUGGAUGUAUGCUAUACUACGCUUGCCUCGCGGGAGAUCACUGUACUGACCCGACAUUCUACGUUAGCCUGGUUGAUGCAGUCUCGAGGGCUCAACGGGAGAUUAGGACGGUGGGCUGCUUUGUUGUCAAAUUGGACUAUGGAGGUGAAGAAAUGUGAAAGAGGAGAGGAAGAAAUCCUGGGCAUGUUAGCAGCGAGUAUCACUCCGAGAGGAGAGGUGGAAGAGAUGCUGAUUGCGAUCUCCCCACGAAAAGACUGUCGACUCAAAAUAUCGAUGCCUCCUCCAACGGUGGAAACAGAUGAGGAGUUGCUGGUAGCCAGUUUCGAUGGAUCGGCUAGGAUAAAAAAAGAAAGGAGGGUCGUUCAGUGCCGUGAUAUGGAAGUUACCCGAAUGGACGAUCGUGGCGGCCGAAUCGAGAUAUGUUCACGAUCUGACUGUGAAUGA